AUGGAUAUAAAGACCUUGCUGGACAAUCUUCAUGAUGAAGUAUCCUGUUCUGUGUGUAUGUGUACUUUCACUGAUCCAAAGCAGUUGCCUUGUUUGCACAGUUUCUGUCUUCACUGCCUGAACGGAAUUCAACGAACGAGCGGCGUUCAUGACAAAAUUACAUGUCCCGAGUGCAGGGGACAGUUUCAAAUCCCUGGAAGUGGAAAUCCGAGCGAACUUCCCGCUAAUUUUCCUAUCAACAGUUUGCUAGAUGUCUUGGCAAUAAAAGAGUGCAGUACAGCUAACGUGAAAUGCGGAAAUUGCAACAAACGGAGCGCCCAGACCUUAUAUUGCUUCCAGUGUUGUUCUUUCUGGUGCGAGGAAUGUAUUUUAGCACAUAACAUAAUACGCAUCAAUAAAGAACACAGAACGCUGGCACUGAAAGAUUUUAAAGAUCAAGACAUCGAGGCCGUGUUAAAGAGACCGGCAUUUUGUCAGAAGAAACGACAUGAAAAAGAAGAGUUGAAAUUCUUUUGUAAGGACUGUAAAGUCGCCAGUUGCAACACUUGUGUUGUAACACUUCAUGAAGGUCACGGAAAGAUGCUUUUGGAAGAAGCUACAGACGCGCGCAAGACUCAGAUCAACUCUAUGACUCAAUCUUUAAUAGAAAAAGCACAAGAAAAACGAAAAGACCUCGAGCAAUUGAACCAAAAGCGCACGGACAUUACACUGCAAGUUGCCGACUUUAAAAGCCAAGUGCAGGCACAUGUAGAUCAAGUUAUUGCAAUCAUCGAGGAGAGGAAACAGGACGUUUUUGAUGCAGUCGAUAAUCAAGCGAAAAAAUCACUUAAAUCUCUCUCACAGAAAAAAGAUGAAGUUCAAAAUCAAGUGGAAUUAAUUGAAUCGGCAAUUGAACAAACUAAAGCUCUUGUGAAACGAAGCUUUAGUACUGAAAUCCUUGGAUUCAGUGAAACAUUUGAUGCAGUCCUUCAGGAACAGGGCACCCAAGGAAACCGUGACGUUGAAUGUAUCCCUCGGUUUAGUUUCACUAAAAGUGAAAAACUGAUUAACGUGUUGAAAAGUGAAGGGAUAGGUAAUAUGAAAAUAGUUUCAAGCGAAACUAAAGCGCAACAAUCAAGAACUAAAGGUAAAGAAAGUAGCAAAGUAAUUGCGGGGAAUAAGGGGGCAAAGGUUGGUGACAGCAGUCCUCUUGAGGCUCAAGUACAAACCAGACGAUUCAGAUCUGUGCUGUCAUUUGGACGACAAGGUGAGCCUGUUGGAAUGCUUAACUAUCCUUCUGGGGUGGCAGUGAAUGAUCAGGAAAUUGCUGUGACUGAUUGGUUCAACAACAGGGUCUCAGUGUUUAGUAGUGACGGUACCCACUUAAGAUCAUUUGGUAGGGAGGGUGAGAAUAAUGGUGAGUUCCAGGGCCCUGAAGGGAUCGCUUUUGAUAGUCAUGGCAACAUUGUAGUGGCAGACUGCGAUAAUGACAGGGUGCAAGUCUUUGAUAGGAAUGGUAAGUUUCUUAGCAAGUUUGGGGAAGAAGGAGGUCGUGAUCAUCAGCUUAGUUGUCCUGAAGGUUUAUCAAUAAACGGCAACGGUGAUAUUAUUGUUGCUGAUAGAGGUAACAAAUUAAUCAAGAUAUUCUCUUCUAGUGGAAAAUUUUUACGUAAAUUUGGUGAAGCAGGUUCUUUGGUCAAUCCCUAUCACUGUAUUCAACAAGGUCAAUAUUUUAUAGUCUCAGAUUAUAGUGAUCAUUCCAUUAAAAUGUUUAAUCUUGAGGGAAAAUUUGCUGCUAGAUUCGGAAAACGGGGUAAGAAGGAUGGAGGGUUCAGUGGGCCUUGUUACUUGUCUGUUAACAAAGAAGGAUUGUUGAUGGUCUGUGAUGCAGGAAAUGACAGAGUUCAGGUAUUUGAACUGAGUGGAAAGUUUGUUACAAAAUUUGGACGUGAAGGUAGCGGGAGAGGAGAGUUGAACAAUCCAGUUUCUACAGCAAAUCUUAAUGAUGGAGGAAUAGUUGUGUGUGAUUCUUCUAACCACCGAAUCCAGUUAUUUGAGCAUAAAUGAAAUAAUCUAGUGUGCGAUUACAACCAGCUUUCCUCGCUCCUCGUCGUUAGGAAUCUUUCGCUAUAGAUUGACUAAAAAAAAUGCACAGUUUAUUAUUAUGGAAAAAAAUUCUGGUACAUUUUAAGCUCACAUUAUUACUAAUUUGCAAUUAUUUAUCUUCAAACUCUGUUCAAUACUUAGAUACAUCUUUGAAAGUGUUUUUUUUUGAAUGGGUUGUUAUCUGUUCAAUAGCGAGGACAGCCUGAUUGGUUCACAAUUUUUUAACUACAAGCUUAUUUUUACUUAGCUUUUUCCAGUAGUAACCAGUGGUAACAGACGUACAUAUUUCUCAAAAAAGAAAAUGCUAUUCCCUUUGUUAAUAACUCAAGUGGAUUAUGUUUUGUCCAAAUAAACAACAGUGUUGGUAAAUGCUUUGUUCCUUGUAUUCAAUGUCUCCUAAUCAAGGGCAGAUUUAAGGGUGGCCUCGAGGGCCUCGGUCACCGCUUUUUCUUUGAAAUAUAGAAUUGUGUUUUUAUAGAAUUCUCAGCAAAAUAAAAAGUGUCUAGUAGGCUAUUGUCCCGGCCACCCCUUUCUGAAUUUUCUGGAUCCGCCUCUGCUAAUGUGUGCAAUAACGUGCGACGGAAAGUUGACAACGCCUCUUAACAGACUUGCUUCUUGAGUUUCGCGCUUAAGAGAAAUACUGCAGAAAAAGACUUAGCAGUGACGAUGGAAAUUGGUGAAGGCCGCCUGUCCCCACAUUUUGUCUCAGGAAUGUGCCACCCUUGCUCUCCUAGAUACCUUCUCAAAGGGGGUUACAAGAAAGGCUCUUUGAGGCUUUUCGUCGAGUUGAAAUUUAUAUUACGGCCGAUUUAAGACGAAAUCCACACGAAACUCCAGAUACGCAUAAUUAUUCCAAGUUUCUUUAGUGCGGCUUGUGCGCUUUGACAUUUUCACUUUGUAACCUGCAAUAAUCCCGAACAAAAGAAGUUUGGAAGUUUUUGGAUAUAACAAAACAAUUUGGGGCACAAACACUUUAGUUUUGUAAAACAUUCGUACAGCAUAGACUGCAAACAAGUCGGGUUUGUUUUUUCUUAAAAUCGGUUUAGCGGUAGUUUUAGCUUUUCUCCCCAGUCUCGCCCUCCGCGUUUAUCCUGGCUCUGGACCUUUUUUUUGACUGCUUGCGCGGCGUACUUGAAUACGCAAAAAUAACGUGACUGUUUUGCAGUCUACAUUGGGCAAGGGGCAGAGGAAACACUGAGGAAAUAAGGAAAAAAGAGGUAAAAAAUAGUAUCCUCCCUACACACUUUGACGAUUGUCCCAAUGAGAGUUUCAGUUGCACCCAACAUUCCUUUUUAAGCUCGCUAUCAAAUAAAUGCAGUUUACAUGCCUUGAAACUGAAGUGGGAGGGUAUUCGAUUCUUUGUUUAUUAUGAUCGAGAAUUUGUAAGACAAGCGAAAAAGCAAAUGAACCAAUUAGAGUCAGGGAAUUAACCAAAAUUAUUUCAUGAUUGCAGGUUUUAUUGCAAUAAUUGUUCUAAUUGAAGAGGGUCUCAAUGGGGUAGUGGCUUUUACGGUUAUCGGCUAAAAUUUUGGCUCUUUUACUGCUAUCGGUUAAUUUUUUUCAGUUACUGUUAACAAAAAAGUUAAAAAUUAAAUUCUUUUGUUUCAAAGAGUUAAAUCUUAAUAAACCUCUGUUUUUGUAUCUUUAAAGCAAAAUAAAGAUCUCAGGAUCAUCUCGGGAUCAAUUUUGAGAAAAUGUAAGGGCUGUCUUUCCCCAGGGACAAAGCAAACUGUCCUUAAUAACGAGCUGUUUGUUUUUACGAUAGCAAAGGACUGCGUGGCCAAUGCAUUUCGGGUCACGUGGUCCGAGCGAGUUUUGUCUCGGAUAGGCCACCGAAAUGCUUUGACCAGGACCAGGUCAAUAAUGUUUUUCCUGAAACAUUUUUCUUGAAUGUUAAAAGUGUCCGAUGCUCCUAGUGUCUUGCCUUGUAUCUUUCGAUUGGCCUUUCUUCACUCGCAGCAAAAUACUAAUAACCGGCUUUCAAUAUGUACACCGGAUGGCGAAAUCGGAGAUCUAAUUAAGACAAAGCGCUGUCAACUCAUCCUACAAAACGCAGGCCAAGUGAGGUCAAGCAAGACUCGUGCCCCGCGCGCUUUCUUUUUUUUUCUCCCAGCCUCCCCGCGACACAAAGAGGCCUCUGCGGAGGAGAGAGCGUUAGGAGUCAAAGUAGCCGCGAAAUAAGAAACGCAAUCAGUCAUAAGGGAGUUUAGGCCUUCCUUAAAAUCAACAAAUCUAGGGAAAAAUUUCUUUUACGGUUAACUCUUUUUACCCUAUUUACGGCUAACAGUUAAAAUUUUUCAAUUUUUACGGCUAUCGACUGAAUUUAUGGCCGUUUUACAACCUCGUCCCCAGAUAUUUUCCCCCUAAAACAUCCCAUAAUGAAAUUUGGCACAAAUAAACUUAUCAAAGCUAUCAAACACAAGACGCAACGCAUCCUUUUUUAGUUUUCAGUUGAUCGCAGACUGCGCAACUAUAGUAGUCAAGUCGAUGACAGUAGUGUUCAUGUACUUUAUUGUUUGUAUACUCAACACGUUGUAUAUGUGAGUGGGGGUGAAAUCUUUUUCAUUUUAAAAUUAUACCAAAUUUGUAUUUCUUAGUCUCUUACUUAUUAUAGAGACGAUUGGUUCAAAAAUUUGGGCAAAAAUACCACUCAAGAAUGAGAAAAGUUCACUUCCGGUUGACGUACGCUGCUGAAAAACGUAAGUUCACUGUAAUCUAGCUAGUGUAUGAAACGAAAGGGUUAGAAGUGAAUAUAGAAAAAUACGCGAGCUUAAUUAAAGGCAGGAUAAAUAGAAAAACGAAACAUUUUAUUUAAAUACUGAGUCCUCUUGACGUUUUUAACGUACCGUACCAUCGUAUCGUAUGAUGCAUCAAUUAUUUUUACCAAAUUGUAGCCUGCGUAGCAAGCGUUUCCGUUUGGUUUCGGAGCAAAAAAAGACCGUGGAAGGGUAUUUUCGGUUUGAUCGCGUGAGAAAUUAAACGAGAACCAUUUUUCGCCCGGUCUUUGACUCUUGUUCCUCGUUCUUUGCUCCUAAACCGCACGGAAACGCUUGCUGCGCUGGCUAACCAAAUUGAUGAUAAAUGAAUGUCUGACGUUUUACAAGUUUUAGCUGCGGUGAUUCGGACUAAAACCUCCAGCUUGUCCCUGAGGGAGGAUAAUUUGAUAAUUGGAAAUAAUGAUAAAAAAGUGGGAAAUAACGAAAAAAUAAAAGCGCCCGCCCACCCUCUUUUUUUGAUUAGAUCCGGACGAGAAACAUUUCCCACUGAUUUCUUGGCUCCUGAUUCUGGUCGUCUCAGGACGAGGGAGUCGAGUCACGCCUAGGCUGGUAUCUAAGUUAGCCUUUCUCAAGUCCCAAUUUUCUGCCCCUCUCAUGUGGAGGAACUGAGAACGUGCCACCAAUCCCAAGAUUGCUGCAGAUUUUUCAUAUUCCGGAAGAAGUCGUGAUAAAUUUCGCCGAAGUUUGUGACAAAUCUCUUCGACUGCGAAUUUUUGGACUAAUGGAAUACUACAUUGAUCUUGAUUAUCAAUUUCCACAAUAUUUCUAGAUUUUACCAUAUAGUGCAAGUAACUGAGUGUUAGGCCCAGUUCAGACGUCGUGCUUCUGCCGUGCCGAACUUAAUUGUAAUUUGGUUCGACUGUAGCACGGCAGGAAAACAACUUUGAUUCAGACGUCGUGCCAGAGUCGAACCAAAUUCAGGAUUUGCUGAUGCCUCGUAACAAUUCUUCUCCCAACUCCCCGUGGGAACGCAAUCUCGCCAAAAUUCAUUAAUAUGAUUUAUGAAUUUUGUUUAGCGCGGCAGAAGCACGACGUUUGAAUCGCUGCCGUGCCAGAGCCGUGUAGCACGGCAGCGCUUGUCGAACUUAAUUGCUUGCCGAACUUAAUUCAAAAGUUUGAUUCAGACGCCGUGCUUCUGCCGUGCUUUUGUCGAACUUAAUUCCUGAAUUUAGUUCGGCACGGCAGAAGCACGACGUCUGAACUGGGCCUUAGAGUUGUCAAUAUUAUUCUGGAACUUCCGUGCGUUUUGGUCAGCAGUUUUCCAUCCAAACCCACGCGCGUGGUGCUGGAGUAAUGGCGCUUGUUUGCUUCGUUGUUUGUGUUUAUCGAAUGGAUUUCAUGAAGCUUUGAGGUAACAAAUUUUCAACUACUUAUCGUUGUGUGUGUUUUGAAAUGUGGUCGAGCUGUUGUAUUUGUGCAAGGUUACCUAUGAGUCAUCUUUACGAACAUAUAUUGCUUUUUUCUUCGCGAUUAAAUUGCUAAACAAUUGUGGCUCAUUUCACGCCUAGUUGUAUUAAACCCCGGUCGUAAGUUAUAAUACGGAAUGUUUUCUCAACAAGGUAUUUUACUUGAAUUUACAUUGUAGCUAAAAAUAAAACCUGUUACUACAGCGUAGCCACAAACUCGCCUGUCCUAAAAACACAAUACCGUUUUGAAUUUAGUUCGUUGCGAACUACCAUUUGCGGAGGGUAUUUCGUAAUCGAAUCUCGUUGCCACUGACGAUCAUCAGGAAAAGGGAAACCUAUGAAAAAUUUGCGUGCCUAUUAUUUAUGAAACUGCUCCUAGCCCAAUCUAAUUCAGGGUUUAAUUUUUGUCGACACCGAUGCUUAAAUGAAACUACAUUUACAUGUAGUGUGUUUAAGCAACAUCAACAGUCGUGAAGUCAAAAGCUUUAGAAGGUUACCACAUUUUUGCCUUUUUUCGCUUCUUGGUGAUGUUAAUUUAUACAAACUUCCCAACCCAACCAUUGUCCAUAAUUGCAGGGCUGCAAAUAAUUUUUUUCUCUUGAAAGGACAGAUGCCCCCACCAAGACACCAUCUUGGUUGGACAAAACAAAAUUUUGGUCCAAUACACCAAACGAAAGGUUGAAGAUGCAUUGAGGCGCAUUCUUACGACAGAAUACCACACUGUUGUGUUCAAUUUGUGAAUUGUUUUUGUUUCAUAACAUCAUUUUACUGUGGUUACUCUUCAAAAAUAUGACCAAAAAGAAUCAUUUUGCUACUCAGUGAUUUGUUACCUCUGCAUCCUGCGACCCUGAGGCAUAAAAAUCCCCAAAUAUGCAAAAUAAUUCAUGGCAUGCGUGCCGUAGGAUGCAAAGAUCGAUCGAUUGAUCUGAACAUGUGUAUUUGUAGAAAUAUCCGGCCCACUCGGACUUGAUUUUAAUUUCAGUAUACUGUAAUACAGAGUUUUGGAGUCUGUCUUCAGAUUAACUGUCUGCCCAAGCAUCUUUUUUUAAAAUCAGCACAACCUACAGAUUAGUUAGUUAUCUGCUAGCAGAUUACUGACAAAUCUGUAGGUUGCGCACGCAUCUGCAUGAUUUCAAUUUAUAGAUUCGGUUUUUGUGAUAUCCUAAAUAAUCAAGGUCUCGGUAAGUGUUACAGCCUUGGUCUUCUGCUCAACUGUUAACGCUUACCUCGACGGUUGAUUAUUCCGGAUAUCACAAAAACCGAAUGCAAUUAUUGUUUAAUAUCAGCAAGGAUUCGCCCAUUCUAUAAGUUUCCCAGAGAGGAACAUCUGCACCACCACUUAGAAAUAAUUAAUGGGACAUUUGCUGAAUAGAAAUUAAUAAUUCCCCCCCUCCUCGCCUCCCCUCAAAAAACGAAAAACAUUGGCAGUUCUUCAUGUAUUGAAUAAGUGAUUCUUUUUUUAUUAUUUGUUAGGUAAAGAAUGUGACCAGAGAGAUGGCCGGCGAGUAUGAAAGAAUGUAUUUUUCCAACUACAGUCCUUCAGUUGUAGCACCAGUGUUUAGUGAUAUCAACAGAUACUUACCUGAACCUGGCAUAGAUACUGUUUUCUCGCCACUCAAGAGACGAUACCCUAAACCAGUCGACUUACCUUCAGUUCACAAACCGAAGAACAAAAAUCAAGCUAAACAUUUAACAUCAACAGAUGUCAGCAGAUAUCUUCCAGUACCUGAUGAUGAUGUUUUUUUCUCACCACGAAAGAGACGGUUCCCUAAACCAGUGGACAUGCAUUUAAUUCAAAGACGAAAGAACCACAAUAAUCAAUCAAAACACUUUACUGAAAGCUCAUCCACUGCUAAAUCACCAACAACCAGUGGAAAACCUAGCUCAGAACAUGAAACUUCAUUAAAAGUGAAUGUUCAAAGGACUUUGAGUGUAAGUAGUGGUGAUGCAUUGUAUGAUAACAGUGAAUUACACUUGAAGAGACCACCCAAGCGGCGGCAUCACUCCAAUAUGACACCUGGAUCCCAGGAUGAUAUUCCUGUAGAGGCUAAAAAAGCCAAAAGAAGUUACUCCAAUUCUGCAACAAAUACUGCUAGGUUCUUGAGAUUUCAUCCUUUUGAUGCAGAGCCACCUGUUUUCACUCCCAACACGGUAAGUUGCAUCCCAAAUGUUUUUGAAAAGUAUUGUUUUCAUUGUUUUUGAAAGUUGACUUCAGUUUGAUUUCUUAUUUAGACUGCAGUAUUUUGAUACAGGGUUAGAGUGCAGCAAUUAGACCUUCAAAUAGCAGUCAGUCAAUCACUGGGUUCUCAUUAAGUGCCGUCAGCCAGCUAAAAUAAUGGCUACUGAAUGAUGUUUGCACCACCUACCCUUUGGUGAUAAAAGGUAAGGUAAGACUUAAUGAGAACCCUGGUCAUUGGACAAUGUCUGACUAGAAAUUACCCUGUCAUGACAAAAUGCUACACUUGCUGUCAGCAGGGUGUGAAAUUAACAGUUGUCUAGUUGUCCUGAACAACCAAUAUCAAUGUGAUAACCAAUUUGUGCUGAGUCAUUAGUCCCUAAAGAGAAAUAAAUAUUGCAGCUUUUUUGCCUUGGAAGGGAUUAUGAUACCUACAUGUAAAAGUUAGACGAAAUUAAAACAAACACAUAGUAGACUCUGAAUUCAAUGUUUGGCCCCAAUGAGCAUGUGAUGCUUUAACCAGCAGUUAAUAUAUAAAAUAUGUUACAGCCUGUUGUUUCUUUGUACAGUUAUAAGAAGCAAAAUGUACAAGCCUUGUUUACUACUUCAAUUUGGAAUCCAUAGAUGAAGCUACAGCAGGGUAGAGGAACGAGUAAUAUUAUCAGACAUUUUAAGAGUCGUUGAGGACUCUUUAGCACAUGUAAUGGGUGCAAAAAAGAACAGGGUGCUUGAGAGAGUCUCCGUCACAUGUCCUGUUCUUUUCGCGUAUUACUUCCAAGUGAGGAUGUCUUGUAUGCAAUUGUGGCUGCAAUUUGUUACAAAAGAAAAUGCUAUGUUUUGUUGUUAUUACAGAUGGUUUUCGAAAUAUAAACCCUCAUUUGGAAGCCAAACAGGCAACAACAGUUUUUGCCAGAAAGAUAAAAGAAAAACACAUGAAAGAAAUGAGGCGCAUUUUAUUGUGAAAAACUGAUAAACUGUUAUUAACUUAAGCUACCCCAGUGUUUUACUGUACUACUCUUGGAUUGAGCUGGGCUAAGAGGUUGACUUGGACAACCAAAAUAUUCAAUGGGCAACCAAACCAAGUCUUGUGGUUGCCCCAGGGACAACUGGACAUAAAAGUCAAUUUCAAACCCUGAGGCUGUCAGACAGAUAAAAAAAUUGAAGACUAUGUUGUUUUGAAGCUGAAAAUUAGGGUACUAAUUAAAAAAAUAAAUAAAUAGUCAACACAAUUUCUAUCUCAACACCUUCCGCAAUUUCUGACUUAAAUGGUUACAUGGCCAGAUGUAUGCCCUUUCUGAAAAGAGGUACAUGUACAGUAGGCCUGAAAAUGGUGUUCACUCUCUCCAGCCAAGACAGUGGUGUUAACCUGUGGAAAAACAAUAAUCAGAUGACCUCCACAGAGUUUGUUGAAAUCUCAGUCACUGUCCUAUUCACAACACUCACUGAUCAUUGUGCAUUAUUAGAAUUAUUAAUAAACCACAUUUCAAUGCUCAUACAAACCCCAUCUUUAAGGACCUUGGUAUACUGAAAUUUAAUGAUAUCCAUUUGCUUUAACUGGGCCAAUUUAUGUAUUCUUGCAAAAAUUCAUUCUUACCUCCAAGGUUUAAUAACAAUUUCUCCCAAAGCAAUCAAUUCCAUUCUUACAACACAAGAAAUUCUCAGGCCUACCUUCUACUGUAAAACACUUAAGAAGUUCUCACCCUUUUUUCAAGGGCCUAAGGUUUUUAAUUCACUUGAUAAUGAGGUCGUCAACUCUCCCUCCCUUUCCUCUUGUAAGAAAAAACUGAAGAUUAAGUUAUUGAGUAAAUAUGAAAACAGUUCAAAAAUCUUUCCAUCUUGGACUUUUCGCCAUCUUUUCCUUACUUGAUGUUAAACAGCUCUAAUCCAUAGUUCAAGGAGGCCUAACCUCUCAUAAGCUCUUAUAGUUUCUGUUAGGUCUCCUUGCCACUUAUUUUCUUCUCACUUUUCCUUUAUUUUUUGUAAUUAUUGCGUGGCAAAUAUAAUAAAAAAAUAUAAAUAAAUAAUUGUUCAAUCUACAGUACAAUACUGUCUUGGACAUUACUUGUAGCCUGAGUUCAGCCAUUUCUGGUGGGUCGUCAGGCGUAUCCUCUGGAUGAGGUAAUCCUCCAGACAUUUUUUACAAAAUUAAUUUGUAAAAUCAGUACAAAGUCAGGUUUUUACAGGAGCAAAACAAGGCAUAAUUUCAGUCAUGAUUAUUAAAGAUAUUAUGUUUUCUGCAUUAAAAAAGGUGCAGGGUGCAAAGAAAGUCAGUUUUGCAGCUUGCCAUUUGGGCAGGCUGUAGCUAGCCUAAGAGUCACUUUAUAUAGCCGGAAAAAUUUUUUUGAUGAGCAGGAUUGAUUACAGUGAAUUCACCAAAAAACUUUUCCUGCCCUUUGGGCAAGUUGAGAACAGAAUUCACUAGCCCAGUAACAAAAUCCACUAGCCCCGAGCUAUCGGACACCACUUUCUUUGCAUGCUGAUGUGAAUUGAAUGAAUUCUUUCUGCAAGGAAAGCUAUAAAUCAAGCUUUUUUUUCUCUACCUGUCCAGGAUUUCCUGGAACCCUCCUGGAACGCAUGCAUUGUGAGUUUUUCUUGCCAGUGAUAAAUUACUGUAUUCUUAUUGUUUGUUAUUCUUAUUGUUUCAGCUUUCUGUAGAAAUAGAAGAGGAAUGUAAGAAGUGCUUACAAACCACAACAACUUUAGAAAAGAAACUGAGGUUAAAAUCAUUUUUAGAAGAGACUUUGUCCCCAAUUUAUCCAGGUAACUAGGUGUUCAGGGCAGAUACCCUCCACCUUUAGCCCUAUCUAGCCCUAUUUUGUCAAAGGCUUUGUUAAGGGUAGUAGGGAUUUGGUGCUCAUUUUCAUGUAUUAUACUUCUAUAUUGACCGUGCAAAAGAAACACAUGUGAAGUGGAAAUGAAAUUUAAAAAAAAUUCUGAUCAAUAUAAAGGUGAAAAGAAACCUUAUCUCAGGUUUCAAUUAAGAAAUGGUAAACGUGCAGCGUGCAACCAUGGAGUUAUGCAUGCACGUGGCAGGUUGCUAAGCAUGAAAGAAGCGUAAGCGACUCUAGCUUCUUGAGUGCUUAGCAAACCUCCCAAGUGCAUCCAUAACUCCAUGGUUGCACAGCUGCAACAUUUACCAUUUCUUUUAUAACAUAUUCCAAAGAGAAAAACAUUAUUUUCCAUUUCCCUUGGGUUGAGUCAUCGGUACGAGUUCAUGUAUGCUACCAUCUGCCCGCGCGUAAACAAAUUAUGUUCUAUGAGAAAAUUUGACUGUAAUUCCUUUAGAAUGACAGGUAACACUAAUUUUAAAAAGAAAUUAACUAGCUUUGUAUCGAAAUCUGUCUGGGGAAAUCCAGCUAUGAAAGUCAAAGUUGCAACUAAAAUUCGCCGACACACAGCCAGCGCUGAAGCUGUUGUUUUUCGACCGUUCUCUGGACGACUGUUAUGAAUGAACACUGAGGAACCAAAUAAUACACACAGAAGUUAUUUUUUGAAAAAUUUAUUUGAAAACCUAAAUGUUUCUGUACUCAAAUGAAAUUCGCUUAUUCCAGCGUAAUGUGCCUGUUUAAACUCAACUAAAAUUUUUCAUCAAUGCGAUGAAAACUUCUCAACAAAGCUGACUUGAAUUUGAGGGUGUUUCCUAAAAUAUUUGCUUGAAUUUAGCAUCAGCUUGACCAAAAUUUACAUUUCAAACAGACUUUUUCUUCUAUAAAAAACACACAAAAAGUACCUUAAAUCUUUGCUUGCUCGAUUUUGCUUCAGCCGAUUCUAGCCGUGAGGAAAACAGUGAUUAAUUCAUCCGGGGCAAAUUUGUCUUUUUUCCUUCAAAACGAGAGCUUAGUAUUUUCUUCAACUUCCACUUUUCAUCUGUGCAUUUCAUCAGUGUAUUUUACCGUCAGGAGAGGAGAUUUGUUGAAUUUGCCUAAAUUUUACUGCACUAGCUCAGUUUCUUGGCGUGCACGCACGGGCAAAUGGUAGUGGAUAACUGACCAAUCAGAGCGCGCGAUUUACUUUUGUUAUGUUAUAAAGGGAUGUGUCAUUGGACUGUGACACACAUUAAGCCAUUAAUCUUUAGCUGCAUGUAAAAAGCCUUGUCUGCUGUCAUGGUUCCCUUUCAAAAUCUUUCAAAGCUACAGUACUGGGUAGGAGUGAUCUUCAACACUGCUCGUAACCUGCAUUUAUAGACUUUUAUUUUAAUGCAUGCAUUUUCAUAAUUAUGUAGAAUUAUGUCAAUUUACAUAUUAUUAUAGUCAUUUAGGUUUCAUUCACAUAAUUAUAGUUACUGAACAGUAGUGUGUAUCUUUCGGAUGUACUGCUGCCAAUAAUUGGCAGCAGUACAUCCGAAUCACUGGCUGAUAUGACAGUUAUUGUCAUAUCAGCCAGUGAUACUUGAAGAGUUUUAACACUUAUUAUUGUUUCAUCAUUUUAUAGCACAGUGGGUAAGUUAGGGGUGAAUUUGCAAGUAUGACCCAGAUAUUUUCCAGCUAAUUUAACAAACCUGUCUGAAGGAAUUUUUGUGUGCAAUUAUCCCAUAUUCACUUUAUUUUAAAGGUUGUUCGCUGCAUCUCUGUGGUUCAUCAAGUAAUGGAUUUGGUAGUGAUUCUAGUGAUGCAGAUUUUUGUUUCCAGUUAAGACAUAUGAGACAGGUAAGGUUCAUGUACGUGACCUUUUCAUCUACUUUUCGCUCUUCCUUUUUAGGAAUGCCUUAUUACUUUUUUGUUUGUACAAUGUACACGUAAACUUAGGGUGAAAACCGGUCAUUUCGUCAAUGAAAUAGGCUUUACCCAAACGUUUUUGAUGAAAACCCAUCUCCUUCCUACAUACUAUUACACACUACUACAUACUUUACCAAACAUUAGAAUUUAUUAUUAAUUUUUGUGCUUUUCUAACCAUUGGAAUCAAGAGGAACUAGUCUUUUCCAAACAUUGGAAUUGAGGAUGUUGGCAUUAGAAUUUAGGAUUUGUGCUUUUCCAAUCAUUGGAAUUGAGGAUCUAGUCUUUUCCAAACCUUGGAAUUCAGGAUGUUGGCUUUUCCAAACAUUAGAAUUUAGGAUUUCUGCUUUCCCAAACAUUGGAAUUGACAAUUUUGGUUUUUCCUAACGUUAGAAUUUUUUAGUUUGUGCUUUUCCAAUUAUUGGACUUGAGGAUCUAGUCUUUUCCAAACAUUGGAAUUGAGGAUGUUGGCUUUUUUAAAUGUCAGAAUUUAGGAUUUGUGCUUUUCCAAUCAUUGGAAUUGAGGAUCUAGUCUUUUCCAAACAUUGGAAUUGAGGAGGAUUUGUGCUUUUCCAAUUAUUGGAAUUCAGCAUCUACUUUUUUCCAAACAUUGGAAUUGACGAUUUUCACUUUUCCAAAUAUUAGAAGUUAGGAUUUGUGCUUUUCCAAACAUUGGAAUUGAGGAUUUUAGCUUUUCCAAGUAUUAGAAUUUAGGAUUUGUGCUUUUCCAAACAUUGGAAUUGAGGAUUUCUGCUUUCCCAAACAUUGGAAUUGACGAUUUUGGUUUUUCCUGACGUUAGAAUUUUUUAGUUUGUGCUUUUCCAAUUAUUGGACUUGAGGAUCUAGUCUUUUCCAAACAUUAGAAUUGAGGAUGUUGGCUUUUUUAAAUGUCAGAAUUUAGGAUUUGUGCUUUUCCAAUCAUUGGAAUUGAGGAUCUAGUCUUUUCCAAACAUUGGAAUUGAGGAUGUUGGCUUUUUUAAACAGUAGAAUUUAGGAUUUGUGCUUUUCCAAUUAUUGGAAUUGAGGAUCUACUUUUUUCCAAACAUUGGAAUUGACGAUUUCCACUUUUCCAAACAUUAGAAGUUAGGAUUUGUGCUUUUCCAAACAUUGGAAUUGAGGAUUUUAGCUUUUCCAAGUAUUAGAAUUUAGGAUUUGUGCUUUUCCAAACAUUGGAAUUGAGGAUCUAGUCUUUUCCAAGCAUUGGAAUUGUGGGAUGUUGGCUUUUCUAGACAAUAGAAUUUAGGAUUUGUGCUUUUCCAAUCACUGGAAUUGAGGUACCAGUUUUUUCCAAACUUUGGAAUUGAGGAUUUUCGCUUUUUCAAACAUUAGAAUUUACGAUUGGUGCUUUUCCAAACAUUGAAAUUGUGGAUCUAGUGUUUUCCAAAUGUUGGAAUUCAGGACUUUGGUUUUUCCAGUCAUUGGAAUUGAGCAUGUUGGCUUUUACAAAUAUUAGAAUUUAGGAUUUGUGCUUUUCCAAGCAUUGCAAUUUGAGGAUUUUGGUUUUUCCAAACAGUGGAAUUUUUUAUUUCUUGCUUUUCCAAUCAUUUGAAUUGAGGAUAUGGUCUUUUCCAAACUUUGAAUUGAUGAUUUUGGAUUUUCCAAACAUUAGGAUUAAGGAUUUGUGCUUUUCCAAUCAUUGGAAUUGACGAUUUAGUCUUUUCUUAACAUUAAAAUUGACGAUUUUGGCUUUUCCAAAUAUUAGAAUUUAAUAUUUGUGCUUUUCCAAUCAUUGGAAUUGACGAUUUUGGCUUUUCCAAACAGAAGAAUUUAGGAUUUGUGCUCUUCCGAACAUUGGAAUUUAGGUUUUGGGUUUGUAGUCAGUGAAAUUCUUUAUUUGUGCAUUUUCAAACUUUGGAAUUCUAGAAUUUGUCUUUUCCAAAGUUUGGAAUUGAGGAUUUUGGCUUUUCGCAACAUUGGUAUUGAGGAUUUGUUCUUCUCCAAACAUUAGAAUUGAGGAUUUUGGCUUUUCCAAACAGAAGAAUUUUGGAUUUGUGCUCUUCUGAACAUUGGAAUUUCAUAUUUUGUCUUUUCCAAACUUUAGAAUUUAGGUUUUGGGUUUUUAGUCAGUGAAAUUCUUUAUUUUUGCAUUUUCAAACUUUGGAAUUCUAGAAAUUGUCUCUUCCAAAGUUGGGAAUUGAGGAUUUUGGCUUUUCCAAACAUUAGUAUUGAGGAUGUUUGACUUUCCAAACAUCAGAAGUUAGGAAUUGUUCUUUUCCAAACAUUUUAAUAGAGGAUUUUGCCUUUUUAGACAGUGAACUUCUGGAAUUUUGCUUUUUGAAACAUUGGAAUUCUAGAUUUUGGCCUUUCAAGUAGUUGAUUUAGUGGUUUGUGUUUUACAAUCAUUAGACUUCAGGAGUUUGGUUUUUCCAAACAUUGGACUUUUGGAUUUUGGCUUUUCCAAAGAUUGGAAUUGAGGAUUUUGGCUUGAUGAACACAAUAAGUAAAAUGUUAAAACGUGCACAUUGAUCUUCACAAAAUCGAGAAGUUUUCUGUUAAUCAGGCCCCUUUUUGAACAAAAUACUUCCAUUCAAAACUUCUGAAAGUUAUACAUGUAGCAGUAAAGAGAUAAAAUACAGUGUAGUGGACAAAUGGCUGGCGAUUCAAACAUUUCUUUCAAAUUCUUUUGAGCUUUUUAUUGGCUGUAUCUUGUUUAAUAUUGGCCUGAUUAACACUAAAACAGUCGGGGUUUUCUGACACGUGGUGUACUUUUUCUGAUUAUGUGUCUUGUUUUGAUAACCUCGAAAUACACAGACUCGCACCCAGUCACCCUGGUUACAGGUGGUCUUCGGUACUUUUCCUGAUCAACUCAAAACAUCAAAUAAUUUAGUUGAAAUGUGUUAAUUUAUUUCUGAUGUGAUUGUAUGUGCAAUUUGUACAUCAUGAAACCAUAAACUGAUGAUAGACUUCAAAGAAUAUUGUAAUUAUUGUGUCCGAAUGUAAUAAAAGUGCAGUUUUUGCUAGUCUUUUGAUUAUUUGAAAUUAAUGAAACGUUGUUAAAUUGGCUUUUACCAUUCAUUAUAGUCAAACAAUAGAAGAGAAGCCUUACCAGUCCUAAGACAACUGCAGAGAUUGCUAAACAAUGACCCUACUUACUGUAAGUACUCUCUCUAAGUGCUUUAAAAAUUAUUGACAGUCGUAACUUUGUUGAACAGAUACAUGAAGUAGAUUACUAAUAGGCCAUUUGCAUGGUGGCAUCAAUUUACUACCACUAUGACUACCAUUUGUGCACUAAAGAAUUAAUGAUAAAAAUCAUGUUUAGUUGUUUACAGCAGUCUGUAGUUCAAAUCAUAGAGUAAUAUAUUGUGCAUUUUUACAGCAUUCCUUAGUGAAUGUCAAGUUAUACCAGCGUCUGUUCCAAUUUUAAAAUUUGUGGACAACAUAAGGUUAGUUUAAAGCCUUUAAAAUGUUAUCACAUAGUCCCUCAGUAAUAAAUUUAUUUCAUUUCUCCUUACAAUAUGCGUACUGGUAAUUUGAGCAAUGUGAUUGGUUCGGUAUCUUGGACUAUUUGUUAAUCAGUCAAAGGAGUCAUGAGAAUUGAAGAUGUGAUGACUGCAGGGUGGGAAUAACACAUUGACCGCUUGCCCCAGACAAGUAAUAGCAUUCUGGAAAUGCCAGUCUUGCCUUCUCCCCCCUCCCUCCCCCCCCUCCCCCAAAAAAAUGAAUAGCCAUUCUUUGCAAUUUCUCCCGGGUGAUGCAGUGGUUACAAGAGACAUUAAAGACAGUGCUCAGGCAAUUUGGGGUGGAUUGAAGGUCGGCAUAAACAAGGCCUGUGACAGGAGAUUCAAAAGUGGUGAAUUGUGUUGUUUCCCAGUUUCAUUUUUUUUGCUCUGUUUAGUUGACCCUACAAGUUAAACGGACAGGUACAAAACUAACAAGCUCAUGAUAUUUAGAGUGGGCAACACUUGACAGUCAAUAACAUCCCAAGAAUUGAUAAACCUGUGACCCUCUACUAGUAAAUAUCCACAGGAGAGACACUUUCCAGAUCAGUGAUCUAAGUGGAAAUCUAAGAAAAGGGGUACAUGUAUAACAGAUUACUUACCCAGAGAAGAGAACCAACCUCAAUGACCCUGGAACUUGGAAACUAAGCCACAUUGGUUUGAUGCGAGUCCUUGCACAACCCUGCUUCUUUCAUUCUGCUGGCUAUUUACCUUGUAGUAGACAUCUCGUUAUUAAUACAUAUAGAAAAAUUUCUCAUAUUUUUUGUUGCUCCUCUUUGUCUAGCGGCUGUGAGUGUGACAUUAACAUCAACAAUACUGUGGUAUGUGUUACCUGAUGUGCUCCUUUCCUUUUGAUUGAUUUUUCCAAUUUGAUUAUUUUAUGAUGUGUGUUUCCAUGAGGCCAUGAAGCUUUUGUUUCUAAUACAGAUCCAAAAAUUAAAUGUGGACAUUUGUUUUUAUUCUUUUGUUUAAAAGCGUUUUCCCGAAUAAUUUCCUCUUUUCUUCUUAGACCAUCCAAUCAUCAAAUUGUAGGCAAAAAGAAUAAAACAGAAUUUGCUUUUUAAGGUUUCAUAUCUGAAAUCAAAUUUCGCGCCAACCCUGGUUAACUUACCCCGGCUUUGAACAUUAGGUCUGUAAUCGUAUGAUUGAUUGAAAAAAUCGGACGACCGCGUAGCGAGAGUCCGAUUUGUUUAAUUACGAGUAUGAUUACAGACCAAAUUGGACGACACGAAGUUCUGUUACCAAUUAAUCAUAACUAUGACAAAAUUUGUGACAUUUGUUCUUUUUUUUUUAAAUAUUAAAACCCAAGAAAUUACGAGAGUUUUUUCUAGAAGUGGAAAAAAAGCCAUUCAAGUGCGCGCGUCCGAUGGUGCGUACUGUCCAAUUACUUAGGCAUUUUGCGUACUGUCCUAUUACACUGUCCUAUUAGUUCUGAAAUUAGGGCGGUUGAUAGCCAAUCAGAUUUGAGAAUUUUGUUUUAAUUAUCUUUGCCUCUUACUUUAUUUCAGGGUGUCAGGAAUACUCAUUUACUCCGAGCUUACUGUGUUGGUAAGAGUUCCAUCAGUACUUAUGAUCUUAACAGUACAGCUCAUUGACUGUUGAAACACUGUAUCACAAAAACUCAUUAACACUGUGCGAGGCGUGCAGUCUUUCAAAAAGGGCCACAUUGUGAAACCAAUGUUUUAACAGUAAUUUGUGUUCACCCAAUAAAGUAUGUUUUUAUCAUUAAGAUAACACAUGGCUAUGACGAUGAUUAUUUAUUUUAUGGACUCUUUUUUUUUCUUUAUCACAGGUUGGUUAAAUCAUGAUGCGUUACAUAUUUUUCUCUGUCUCCUUUUUUCUCAUUUUUAGUGGAUUCUCGUGUCAAGCCCAUAGUCAUGUUAGUUAAGAAAUGGGCCAAAACGCAUGGCAUUAAUGAUGCAAGCCAAGGAACACUUUCUAGUUAUGCUCUUACCCUGAUGGUCAUUCAUUACCUACAAGGUAAAAUAGAAGCAGACAGAUUUCUCUCUCUCUCUCUCUCGUCUUUUUUUAUUUUUGCAAGGAUAUGCAGCAGAAUGAAGCAAUCUUGGCCAGACUAGUUUAGUCCUUGAAGGAUUUACUUUGUGGCCAAAAUAUAGAUAAAUAAAUUAUAAUAAUUAUUAUUGUUGUAAUCUAUGUUUCCAGGUGUUUGCAAACCCGCUGUUGUUCCUGUCUUGCAAAGGCAAUAUCCAGUAAGUCAUAAGCAGUGCACUUUAAAAUGUUUUAUCUUGGUCUAGUGUUCUCUGUUCUGCAUUCAUAAACCUACAACAUAUGCCGGAUUUCUUAUGAUUUUAUUAGAGACCUUUAGAUUCUAAGACGAGUACAACAGCGAGUACGAGAUUUUCUUAGAGAUAAAUAGUGCUCGCGCGUGAACCAGCGUCAUUUUGGCGGGAAAACAAGGUAGCUGUCGUCACUCUACUAUGAGUUUUAGCGAGAAUGUCGAAGUAGCGGAAACAAGUUAUCAAAUGUUAUAAGUUUUAUCAUUUUGCGAUCAGGAGAGGGUGUAACCUCCUUCACUAAAGAUAACAGUGCUAACUUUUCUAGUGAAAAAUGGUAAAAUGAACCUUUCCGGGGUGUCUAUAUUUUCAGAAUACGCGAAAAAACUUAAAGUCAAAUCUCGUACUCGCAGUUGUCCUCGUCGUGGUAUCUAAAGGUCUCUGUUGUUCUAGUACAGUCUAAGGAGCAUUACAGUGUAGUCCUCAGGCAUCAGGUGUAAGGAAUCAUGGCCUGCAGUGUAGCUUGCGGUCUGUGUCUUGGACUGUUGUCCAGGGAGUAUAAUGGAGAGCUUUAGAGUCUGAGACGAGGACGACUACGAGUACGAAAUUUUCUCAAUACUGAGCAUUGCUCAUGCGUGAACCAACGUUAUUUUGGCGGGAAACCGGAGAUGGCCGUCGUCAUUCUACUCCGAGAUUUAGCGCGAAUGUCGUAGUGGCGGGAACAAGUUAUCAAAUGUAAGAAGUUUUAUCAUUUUGCUAUCGGGAGAGGGCUUAACCUCCUUCAGUAUAAAUAACCGUACUAACUUUUUUGGUUAAAAAAAAAGGUAAAAUGAAGUUUUCCGGAGUGUCUUUUUUUUAGAACACGCGCAAAAACUUUAAGUUAAAUCUGGUACUCGUUCUCGUCCUUAAACCUAAAGCUCUCUAAUAUGUACCGUUUGACAUCAUUGUUUAACAUUCAAUGUCUGUAGAAAGUGUUCAAGUAUCAUGGAGAUGUGUCAGAACUUGAGGAUCCAUUUAAACACAUCAGCGGAAACAAGUAAGUCCAGAUUAGAUGCUUUAGCUCUGUUUUUGGGCUUGUAUUACAGUAUAGGUGAUUGCCUCUGUUUAAGCGGUGUCCAAAGUCAACAAGUUAUUAUCCCAAAAUAAUAUUGUAUUCCAGGACUUAUGGUCACGAGAUACGAAGAGGAUGGGUGAACAUUGUUACGUAUUUCAGUCAUCAGAAGAUGUCGGAAGGUCGGGGUUGUGUCCAGGGUAAUAACUUAGAAUGUCAAACGGUUUGUGACAUCCCAUCUAGGAAGCUUUUUAGAGUAUGGGCUGUCGGCUGAGUUGAUGUAUUUUUUCUGCUCUUUUUGAUCGCUCCAUCUGAUUUGGAAAUACUUUCUUGCCGGUCCAUCUCCCACAAUGUCAAAUUUCAUUCAAAAUGCCCAUUUACGAGAUUUUCAGCUGGUUGUUUUAUGUACAGGAAAACUGUAAAGGUUUAGCCCACUUGGUCUACCCUGUGAGUACGCUCCCGUGAUCCCCCUUUCUUUCUUCACUCUUUAUCCCUCCCUUCAUUGUCAGUAAUGAACUGUAGUUUGUGCUAAUCAAUUCUUGUUGCUGCAAAAAUCCUCAUCAGUAUAUUGCAUUAUUUUGUAUUCUCCUCUUAGGUCUGAAAACAAGCAGUCUUUAGGAGAGCUUUUUAUAGGAUUUUUCAAGUACUAUGCAGUGGAUUAUAGGUAUGAACUUUUUCAAACAUUUAAUUUGAAGCAUUCACAAUUCAAACGUUUAAAAUAUUGUUAGUUUACAAAUCAGAUACCUUCCAACGUGUUCAUUUUGGGAACUGCAUGUUGCGACGCCAGCGGUAGUGAAAACAUUGAAGUCCUCACUUUUUUUACAGUGAAAACGACCUAUAGGCAAGCACACGCUGCAAGAAUUGUUUUGUUUUGUUCAUUUCUUGUGAUAGUGCUUGUGCUUGCGUCAGAGUUCAGAGACUUACUGCAAGACUGUUCUCAAAGAAUAACUGUAGUGAGCCCAAAAGCUCUUAACCUUUUGCCUGGUUACAAACCGUGAAGGACUGGUUACUAGUCCAAAUAUUAUGGGAUUAGCAAAACAGCAGCUAAAUAGUGAGGGAGAGCUCACUGAGCUUUAGAAAAGCCUCAAGUUUGGUGUUAAGGGGGCAAAAAAUGAACGAGGUAAAGUCAUUCAAAAUCUCCAAACUUUACUAAGAAUUAGAGUGAAACCUGUAUUAAGAGGACACCCUCUAUUAAGCGGUCAGUAGCCGAAGUGCCCCAAUUUAUUUCCCUUAUUUACUUUAACUAAAACCUUUAUUAAGCGGACACCCCUAUUAAGCGGACACGGACACCUAAAAAGUACCUGAAAUGGUCAUUUCAAUUGUUGCCAACCUGUAUGAAACGGACAGACCCAACAUGCCAGACACAGGAAGUGCGAAAAGUUUGUCGAUUUUUACAUUAAAAAACGUGACUUGCCGAACUUAUUUGAUUAGUUUCACAGUACAGUAUUUUUUGUAUAGAGCUUGUUUCGCUUGUCUGAGUUCUUUAAAUUUGAGUUGCAAUCUAUGUCUUUGUUACUUUGAUCAAUUGGUCCUCUUUAAUAAAAAAAUUAAUUCAAACGUAUAUCGUCAUAGUCUGGAAGUAUUCUAAACGUUUCCACUGUUCAUUUGAAUGGCAUUUGACACCUCAUAUGACGUUAUCCAUCGAAACCUGUAUUAGAGCCUGUUUGUAUGAAGGUGGGGGACCCCAGGUAGGUGAGGUAACAUGGGGCGGGUUACCCCACCCAACAUACAAACGUGAUCACAUUAAAAUGAGAGAUUAUGUGGACUGGCGGGUUACCUCACCUAAGCGGGUUAACUCACCUAUCAGGGGUAGCCCACCUCCAUGUGAACAGGUCCUUAGGUGGACACCCUGUAUUAAGCGAACACUACAACAUUUCCCAAGGGUGUCCGCUUAAUACAGGUUUCACUGUAUAUGGACGUACGGAAAACACGUCGGGUAAUCCAUACAUUCCUUUGUAAAUUUUCACGUUUUUGAGUUGCAUUAUUUUCUUCAGUAUUUUCUCAUUUAACGGGGGGAUUUUGCCAAACUCGGUGUGCUCUUUUUAGUUAUGUAGAUCUUGUGUUGAUAAUCCCAUAUUAAACGGCCUCAUACCCAUACCUCCUCGGUUUGUAAACUGGCGGUGAAUCUCUUUUGGCGCCCUUGAUAAUCCAAGAUUUUUUUGUUUAGCUUGUUACUUCCAUCAUGCUGGCCUUGCUAAUUAAAACCAGCUUUAACUGAUUGGACUUGGGUGGGCGAUGGGAAUACGCCACUCGCACAUCCCCCAUAAUGCACCUUAUUUGCGCCCCAACAUUUUGCAUAACCUUUGUUUUUCAUUUCUCCUGGGUAUUACAGCCGUCCCAAGAGAAAUUGAAAACAAUACUUAUGCAAAAUGUUGGGGCGGAAUAAGGUGCAUUAUGAGAGAUGAGCAAGUGGCGUAUUCAUAUAUGUCCUUUACCCCAAUGUGACAAGGUGCUUGGACGCAUUGGUUGUACAUGUAACACCGAUGAUAUUAACUGUUAUGUUGUUUUCAGCUGGGAUCAAGAAUAUAUUUCUGUUGCAAAGGGUGCUGCGUAUCCCAGAUAUCAGAGAAUGUGGCAAAGAAAGCAUAUUUGUAUAGAAGGUAUACUUGAACCUGAGGCUUUUUUCUUUUGUCCUUUUACUAUCAAGAGUUGCAAACUUCAGCAGUCCAAAUUGCAUUUUGGAAAUAUUGAGAAACAAACGGUACCAUUUACAAGGUGUUACUGAAGAGGUUUGAUUUAGAUGGUCAUAGGAUUUCAUUCAGAGUCGGAUUGGAAUGUUUGAACGAUGGUUUUAUCGUGGCAGUAGCGAUUUUUUACGCAAGUCGCAACUUUAUGGUGGACGAUUUGGAAGUUUUCGAUUUUUGACUGCCAGAUAUUUUUCAGCAACUCCCGGUCUGUCUUAAAAUCAAAUCUUCCCUGACUGGUCCCUGACUGGUCCCUGACUGGAGACCUGAUGGGCCAUCAAAAACCAAGGAUUUACCGUUAUUUCAAGCCCCGGUUGUUCUCUUUUUAAUCUUUUUUUUUGUUAAUUUGCUGGGUAUUGUAAUAAUGAAUAUAUGAAUUUCAUAUAAUUUGAACUGCUGGAUAAAAAAAUAAAUCCAGAGAAGAUCAUCGCAGUUGUAUAAGCAACUAAUACCGUUGCGAAAAGAAAGCCUAAAAAAAUUCCGGCUUUCCGGGCUUCGAACCCUAACCUCUGCGAUACCGUUGCAGCGCUCUAACUAAUUCGAAUCCCGAUAAGCCUAGGUUUUUUCAGGCUUAAUUAUUAUUAUUAUUAUUAUUAUUAUUAUUAUUAUUAUUAUUAUUAUUAUUAUUAUCAUUAACAUCAUUUUAUUUUUUAUUUUUUAACAGAACCUUUUGAUGGAAAUAAUGUCGCCAAAUCCGUUUGUUCACUUGAGAGUUUCAAUAAGAUUCAAAUGAAAUUCAGGCUGGUGAGUACAGAUUGAUAUCCUUUUUCAGCACCUCCCAACGAGACCUUCCGAAAACGUUCAUAAAAGGGGAUAAAUUUGAAAGUGCCGGUCUUAAGAUUUAGCCGGUGUGGACCGGAAAACAUUUUGAAAAGGGUGCUUGAAAAAAACUGACGUCACGAAAAUUGUAUGUUUUUUUUUCUGGCAGCGUUUGCCGCGUUUCGUUUUCAAAUUCUUCCGGUUUAAUGUAGAAACACAACCUCAUAUCUGUUAUUGGCUUAUUGCCGGGGAGGAAGAAGGAUUCGUUUUGAAAUGUAUUGGGAUAAAUCUUGACGGAAAGCAUUUAAUGCGUCGUUUCUAAAUCUCUGGGUUUUCAGUUUAAACCGUUUUUGUUUGGACAGGGCCAGUCUGAAUUUAAAGGGAGCCGUGAGGAAACGCACUGUCACGGCGCCUUAUGACAUGCUCGUGCUUAAAGCAUUGGUCAGCGUUACCUAUCAAGAGUGAAUGGGAAUUUUUAAGCGAUUUUAAAUCUGUACAAGUUGGGAUACUGUAUCAUGUCUUAAAUGACAUUAUGCAUUUGUGCGUAAAUAGGCCAAGGGCCAUACUCAAAAAAAUUCUCAUGCAGAAUAUUUUAAGUUUUUUAACAGUUCGAGAAAGCAACUUGUCAAAAAUAGCUUAAAUAAUAAAACGGCAUUUUUCAUUUUCUGUUUUAAUUUCUGAUAAGAUUCGUUUACGAUACGUUAAAAGAAACGGUUGACGUAAAUAGUUCCUUAUAGUUGCUUUAACCUUUUUAGGCGUGGCACACACUUAAAAUUUCACCAAGUCUUGAAAGCAUCAAAGUCACGUAGAGACGACACCCCGCUCUUUAGGUGCGUACUUACAAGUGUAUCAUUCAAAUGAAAGAAAUACAGGCCAUUCAUCGGUGUACGAACCCAUUUAAUGACCUGUGUUGUAUUAACGCUGGAGCGAGCAGAAAUGUUCUUGGAUAAAGGGCAACGCGUUACUGACCAUUAUCAGCCUGAGUGCUAUAUUCUGCGGUAACACCCGUAUUGGCAAUGUUCUAUUUCUCUGAGGAACUCACUCGGACAAAACAUAAUGGAGUUUUUAUGAAGCCUCUAGAGUCAAUUAAUCCUUCACCGACACUCCUUUUAGAUCAGGAGCAACCUUGAGUAAGAUUAGCCUUUCUCUUGUGACGCUUUCAUUUACAAACUCAAAAUUGUGCCAGUUGUGAAAUAGUGAAACGCUCUUUCAAAACGACUGCGUUGUGUAUAAGACUACAUCAGGUUCAAAGAUAUUCCUAUUUUAACUGCUGGAACGUUCAAGUAAUGUAAACGUUUCGACUGGUCACAAUUCAAAUGUUCGACCGUCGGUCACUCAUUUAACCCUUUAAGCUCCAGUAUCCACAUAUAAAUUCUCCAUACUGAUCUCCGUACAUUUCCUUAAAGAAUUAGUUGACAGAGUUUGGCAAUAGAUCAAAGCAUUUUCCCUUUAGUGGUCAUUUUAUUAACUCUCAUAACCAUUUCUCUUGGCAACAUAUGAAUAUCGUUGGGAGAAAAUUGAUGUUGGUCAAUUAUUGGAACUGAAAGGGUUAAGAUUGAUGUAACAUACAAGUCUGUAAUGGAUUGAUUGUGAAACUUGCUUGCACCAUUGCUCUAAAUUGC
Messenger RNA from Porites lobata, 24943 nucleotides. The record is from the annotation of a GenBank genome assembly. Lineage: Eukaryota; Metazoa; Cnidaria; Anthozoa; Scleractinia; Poritidae.